GCGAGGACGGCUUGUCCCUCCGCAGCCGACAGGAGACAGGACCGUUUAAAUACCCUCCACCUCCCACCUCCACCUCCCACCUCCCCCAUGUUUCUCUUUGAAACUCCGGCGGACCUGGACGCGAUAUAUGUUCGGUAAAGGUGCGAAGCGGAAGCUGGACGAGGAUGAAGAGGGGCUGGAAGGCAAAACGCUGGAGGCGGCGGUGGCGGGAGGGGGACUAGGCCUCGUACCGGAGGGCCUGUCCAAGGUGUCGUACACCCUGCAGCGGCAGACCAUCUUCAACAUCUCCCUGAUGAAGCUGUACAGCCAGCGGCCGCUCGGCGAGCCCAGCCUGGAGCGCCGCGUCCUCAUCAACAACAUGCUGCGGCGCAUCCAGGACGAACUCAAGCAGGAGGGCUCCCUGCGGCCGCUGCUCCUGCCGCCCUCGCCGCCGCCCGACGACCCCAUGGACGAGAGCUUCCGCGAGGCACCGCCCUCCUUCGGUGUUCUGUCCGCAGCGGCGCAGGUGUCCCAGCCGUCUGCCCUGCUUAUGCCGGCGAUCGUCCCGCCGCCUUCGCCCCACCCGAUGGUGCCUCCCAACUACCAGGCAUCCCAGGCCGGCCCCGACCGCGGGGAGGCCUGCCCCGCCCCUCUGGAAUCCUGCCUGACACCAGCCUCUUUGCUGGAGGAGGAUGGUGGAGAUUCGGCCUUUUGUACUCCAUCCCCUCCCACUCCUCCUCUGUCGCCUCCACCGGCGCAGCCUCCCCCGUUACCGUCGGCGCUUCUGAGCCAGGCGUCCCCCAAGGUCCCUGCGCCCGUCUCGUCCAGCAACGGUGUCCCCUCCGCUCUGAGUGACAUGGAGUUGGGUCCUCCCACAGCCAUAACAAGGACAGCAGCAGCUAAUACUACGACCGUGACUACCUCCCCAGCUCCCACGCCACUGACCCAGCCCCACCUAGCACCCCUCUCCCCGGCAACCACUGGCCCACUCAGAGAUGGCAGGACCGUGGGUGCUAAACCAGAGGCAGUCGGCGUCUUGCUAGCGGAAACCCGCUGCGCCGAGCUCCGGCCUAUGGAAACUCUUCCCCCUGCUGGCCUAGCAGACAUUUCCUCCUCUUCUUCCUCGUCCUCACCCUCGGGGUUUCUCUCCGACUUGGCGUUGGACGACGUCCUGUUCGCCGACAUCGACACGUCCAUGUAUGACUUUGACCCCUGUACAACAGCAGGGGCCGUGGGCGCAGGGGCCGUGGGCGCAGCGGCGGGCGGCGGCCUCACCAAGCUGCCGCCGGUGGUGACGGCGGACGACCUCCUCAAAUCGCUGGCGUCGCCGUACAGCGGCCCCGCCCCCCAGGUCUCUGCCAAUCAGCCUUUCAAAAUAGAUCUGACAGAAUUGGACCACAUCAUGGAGGUGUUGGUGGGUUCGUGACUGGCGGACACCAGAAACACACAGACAGUUUAAAAAGAGACAGACUGGAACGAACAUUUGGGGUGUUUCCUGGUUGUUGUUUCAUAUGUUAUUUUUUAAAAAACUCUCUUCAUAGGUCGGUAAUUGUAAACAUCGAUGGUGAUGUCAGUUAGAACUACUAUGACAACUACUACUACACAACACUGUGCAUGCACUGUGCUCGCCUUUCCAAAUAUGGAAAUGAAGUAACCGGGAAACAAAGACACACACAAAGGUUUGUAUUCCUAUACUUGUGAGGACCUUUAUUGACUCCAAUUCAUUCCCUAAUCCUAAUUUUAAACCUAGUUUUAAUCUUUAACCUGAACCUAAGCCUUAACCCUGGGAAGUAACUGUAAAUAGAAAACUAUGACGACCUGCAUAUUGUCCUCAUGCUGGGGGAUGCAAUCAUUCUAUCCUUGUGAGGACAUUUACUCCUCACAGGUAUAGCAAUACAAGUGAACACACACAUGACACACACACACACACACAAACACACUGAAUUCAUGGCUUUUUAGCAGACGAGUGCCUUUCAAAAUGACCACUUCUUCAAUUCCUGUUUUUACAGUAUUCUUCCGUUUUUUUUCUAGUUCUUGUCCCUUUUUUUGUUUUAUUAUAAUUUAUUGUAUCGUGUUCAAACUAUUAUUAAGCAAGGUAAUUUCUCAUGAUCAAAAAAUAAUUAUUUAAUCUUUAUCUUAUUACAGACGCUAUGUUUUUAUAUUUAAAAGCGAGCAUCAAAAAGGUAUUAAACGAGGAAUACAUUGUUUUACCAGUGUGCUGCAUUGCAUAUUAGCUUGGCUAUAUACCCGCGCUUUGGGAACAGCUCUAAAAUGGACUGGACGUUCGUUAAACGUGUACAGAUCAUGUCUUUGAAUUCAUUUCAGGACAACUUUUUUUUACUUUCCCUUCCUUAUUGGCAGGCUAAUGUAACUGUGCUGGAUGCUGUUUUACAUGAGCCCCAAACUACAGGCUAGUUAUCAUGCUUCAGUUACAGCCGAAAUUCAAAUGAGCUACACCCACAGGCCAGGAGAGCUUGACGUGUUUACAUUGGAAGCGGCACAUUGGAGGCGCAUCAACACCACCAUCAACUCUUCGCCUCCCGGCUGAUUGCAGAUGAUCUGAAAGUCCUAAACCCAGCGGAGACUUUGAGGCUCCAAACACAUGAAAUUUGUCUCUAUAAGCCUCAAGACAAACAGCUAUUGCAUAUAAUUUCUCAGAAUCACACAAAGGAAACUGAAUACUUUUGGUUUGGCUCCCGCAGAAUUACGUUACGACAUAUUAAAGCGCUGCAUACAGUAUGUUUACUUGUGUUGGCAAAAGGAUCUCAGGGUUCAGCUAACUUCUGUGCGCUAUGCCGCACAGUUUUAAUGCUGACCCAAGGGCUCAGCGCGUAUGACAGAGGGAGGGCUAAAUCUGGCUCCUGAAUGAUUUUUGAGUGUGGAUUUUGUGAAUCAUUUGAAUGUGGGCAAACACAAACCACAAUGUUAAGCUGAUACUGCAACCAUGCAAAAGACUCACUGUUGUUUCGAAACAACUUCUAAGUUGAGGAUUCCCACAGUCUACACGUUUGUGUGUUUUUUGCCAGCAGACCAUAGACACACACAAACAUACACAUACAGUUUUAAAGAGAAAAGAAAUACGCAGUUUAUCCCUCGAAUAUCCACAGUUACGCCUUUUAUAUGCCAUCUGUUGACGUAAGAAAUAAUCCCGUUUACACAAAUUUACCCUUUACCUUUUUAAAAGUAAAUUGCUAUAACUGUCCCCAUUUGACAGAUGUGACUAUUAACUGUGGUGUUCCGUGUUAAAAGGGGAUAAAAUCAGAUGGAGUAGAGGCAAACAGAUCUACAGCUUCUGAAAGGAUUCUUUUAAACACUGAUUUAGACCAACAUGAAGGUGUAGGGAUGGUUAUAAUUCGACAGGUAGCUGUAGUGACCUGCCAUCUUUUCUAUUCAUGCAAAGAUCACACUAGUUACAGGACCACGCGACAGAAUCAUCUUCAGUGUCCAUAUAAAUGUCAUGUUUUUGAGAGGUCCUACAACAAAAGGCCUUUUCUGGCUUCAGACAAUGCUAUGAGGUUUUCACUAAUAGGCUCAAACUUUAAAGGAAAAAUCCACCCUUGAAUACUUAAACACAUAACCAAUCAUUCAUGUUCAAAUGAUUUGUUCAUCUACUUUUGGUGGAAUUGGAUUCUGCCCCCUCCUCACUGUAUAGUUUUUAAAUAUCAAUGAAAAAUGGUGACUUUGCGUUGUAAAUGGGACAGAAUCUGUUAUGUCUGACUCAUCUUACUGUGUUAGCCAACUGAAGUGAGGUCGGGGUGGUGUCAAAACUUUUACUGGUGGAAGAUCAUUAGUUUCCCAGUGUGCAUUUGACCUUGGCUAGUAUGCAAACAAACCGCAUUUAAACAGAAUACAAAGCCGAGUGUGAGCUGAGCAGAUAGCAGCGCCAACUCAUACAGUUUGCAGACGACUGUGUCUUGUUUCUUUCACUAUAUUUGAAUUUUGGAGUGCUUGUUUUUUUUUUUUUUUUUUUUUUUGUCAAUGAAGUUAUUUAUUCAUUUUGUGUUUUCUCCUCCAUGUAAAUAUAUUUAUUUUUGAUGUGAAGUGAACAUUUGGAUUGUAAAUGUGUGUACAGAAUGUGUGGUAGGAAUGUAUCAGAUAGGAAUGUAUCUGAGUAUGGAAUUAUGGUUGGAAGCCAUUUUUAUACACAUAUAAAUCUAUAUACAUAUAUAUAUGUAUAUAUAUGUAUAUAUAUCUAUAUGAAUAUAUACAUAGUUAGUUAUAUUAUCUUUUUUAUGUUUGUUUGUUUGUUGCUUUGUCAUAGAUUUUUGUGGGGUGGCGGCCACAACUUUUUACACCUUUUUGUACUCUUUUUGUUCACCAUUUUUUCCAGUUGCAAAGGCGAACAGUUCAUGCAGCAAUACUCAAAAAAGCCGUCUCCGACGUUCAGAUGUCAACGACUCCAAAGCCUGUCACAGACGCUUCAAUGCCAAAAGUAAUGUACAUAGUAUGAACAACAUUCGAGCUCCUGGGGCUUUUUUGUUGUUGUUUGUUGUCGAUCAGUGUUUGUUACCGAACCUUGUUUUAGCGCUGUACCGAGCAUGUGGCGGUUUGAAUCGCCGAGUGAGGCCCAUUUCCUCUGUGAAGGCUGUAUUUUACACAGACCUCAGAGCUGUGCCUUUUUCUAUGCAAUAGAACACAAACACACAGAGAGAGAAACUAUCUGCUGAUCACUGUAUUGGGAUCCAAAUGUGGACUGUAGAUAAGAAAUACUUAUAUAUGUAUAUAUAUAUGUAUGUGUGUGUGUGUGUGUGUAUGUGUAUAUAUAUAUAUACACACACAUAUGUAUAGUAUACGAGAUAAAUGGACAGCUGUCAAUGAAUUUGAAACAGUCUUACUUUUGUAGUUUUAUAUAUAUAUAUAUAAAUAUAUAUAUAUAUACAAUAAACUGUAACA
This is a messenger RNA of Anoplopoma fimbria (sablefish), 4872 nucleotides long. It is a transcript of the gene sertad2b, whose product is annotated as SERTA domain containing 2b. Gene Ontology annotation, cellular component: nucleus. NCBI's taxonomy places the organism in Eukaryota, Metazoa, Chordata, Actinopteri, Perciformes, Anoplopomatidae. The record is from RefSeq and is a predicted model, not a curated record. Gene Ontology annotation, molecular function: transcription regulator activity.